GAGAUCGAGGAUGACACCGGGCUAGCGUGGUUGACAUUGAACCGCCCAGAGAAGUUGAACGCUCUUCACGUCCCAGCUGUACGAGAACUGCGGGAAGCGUUGCGGCGGAUAGCUGCGAGCUCUGCGAAGGCGUUGCUGCUCGUGGCGUCUGGGCGCGGCUUUUGCGCAGGGGCGGAUCUGAAUCUCAAAGCCUUCUCUGAUGCGCCCACCGCGCCUGCGAAAGCUCCGGCGAAGCCCGACAACUCCAUGCAGGAGGCGUGGAAUCCUUUUAUCGAGGAGCUGCGCAGCUUUCCGAAGCCGACGCUGGCCGUGGUACAGGGUCCAACGGCUGGAGGUGGAGUCGGUGUGGCUCUAGCGACCGACAUCACCAUUGCCGCCCGGUCGGCGUACUUUGUGCUGACUUUCACCCCGACUUUG
Symbiodinium necroappetens is the source of this 417-nucleotide messenger RNA. The record is from the annotation of a GenBank genome assembly. Lineage: Eukaryota; Dinophyceae; Suessiales; Symbiodiniaceae.